This is a messenger RNA of Schizosaccharomyces cryophilus OY26, 990 nucleotides long. Its product is annotated as uracil DNA N-glycosylase Thp1. The transcript has a single exon. The coding region runs from base 1 to 990 and encodes 329 amino acids. The record is from RefSeq and is a predicted model, not a curated record. Gene Ontology annotation, biological process: base-excision repair, AP site formation. Gene Ontology annotation, molecular function: mismatch base pair DNA N-glycosylase activity. Lineage: Eukaryota; Fungi; Ascomycota; Schizosaccharomycetes; Schizosaccharomycetales; Schizosaccharomycetaceae.
AUGAACAAUGUUUCCACAGCAAAAGCAAUUUCCAUGAAAGUAGAUGAAUAUGCAGUAAAGGAUGAAAAAGAAAUCUCGACCUCAAACGAAGAAUAUAAGUUUAAGGAAGGUAGCGGCAAAGAAUUGUCUGAUUUCAAAAAUUUGAGCAAAAAUCAAAAGACAUCGACGUUUGCAGAAUCUUUAAAAAAAUUUCAAUAUCCUUUAGAAAGCCCAAGGUUUAAGCACGAAGAAAGUGUGGACGUGGAUCGUCUAGGUGCUGAUUUCCCUAAUGAUGAAAAAAAUGAAUUGCUCGAUUCUACCCUACAAGUGAAAAGAAAGCGUGGACAAAGUGCUUUGGAACUAGAAUUGGAAAAAGGGUCUUCUAUAAAGCGAACAACCAGAAAAACCACAAAUAGAAUCCAAAAAGGUUCUUUACCUGAAAACCUGCCUGGAGUACCCGACCAUAUACUUGAAAAUCCCUAUGCUAUCCUAGUAGGUCUAAAUCCUGGAUUAACUUCUUCUUUGCGAGGUCAUGCGUACGCUUCACCGAGCAAUUCCUUUUGGAAAAUGUUGAACAAGAGCGGUAUUUUGGAAGAAGGUGCCGAGUUUACAUACGAGAACGAUCAAGAUCUUCCAGUCCAUGGUUUAGGGAUAACAAAUAUUUGUGCUCGACCAUCAGCCAGUGGUGCAGACUUAAGCAAGGAAGAAUUCCGCGAAGGCGCUUUUAUAUUGGAAGAAAAAGUUCAUCGGUUUCGUCCAAAGGUAGGCCUGUUUAUUUCCGGAAAAGGAAUAUGGGAAGAGAUGUACAAAGCUACCACAGGAAAUAAGCGACUCCCAAAAGAUUUUAGAUUCGGUUGGCAGAAUGAAACUUUUGGAGGCGCUCGCGUGUUUGUUGCUAUUAGCUCCAGUGGACGAGCUGCUGGAUACUCCAAUGCCCAGAAGCAAGAGCUUUGGAAUCUGUUCGCUAAGGAAGUUAAUCUCGCUCGCGAGUUUGAUCGCCGCAAUCAAUGA